AUGGCUCCUAGAUAUACCACCAUCCAGCCUUCAUUGCCAGUCUCGUCGAUUCCUGAGGCACUGGAGUACUAUACCGGCCGCCUCGGCUUCCGCCUAGCGGGCCGCGACGGAGACAACCACUGCUGGGUACAACUAGUGGACGACACCAGCGUCUCGAAGUGGGAUGCUUCUGUCAACAUCUACCUGCGCCGCCGGGGCUUUCCAGAUGUUGAGAACGAUGUCCAGUUUGGCAAGGUCUAUAUCCGCAUCGACGGGGACAAUGACGAGCUGGAGAAGCUGAGGGACACGCUCAAGGCAAACGAGGCCAAAAUCAGGGGUGAUAUCGAGACCAAGCCUUGGGGUCUGAGGGACCUGGUAGUUGAGGAUCCGGAUGGUAAUGUCAUCACCUUCAACCAGAGGGUCAAGAACUUCCAGAUGCCUUCAAACACGAUUUUUGCGGGCUCUUCGAAGGGACAGAAUUGA
Messenger RNA from Diaporthe citri, 462 nucleotides. RefSeq lists its product as uncharacterized. The coding region runs from base 1 to 462 and encodes 153 amino acids. The record is from RefSeq and is a predicted model, not a curated record. The transcript is spliced from 3 exons. NCBI's taxonomy places the organism in Eukaryota, Fungi, Ascomycota, Sordariomycetes, Diaporthales, Diaporthaceae.